Hibiscus syriacus is the source of this 333-nucleotide messenger RNA. RefSeq lists its product as uncharacterized. The record is from RefSeq and is a predicted model, not a curated record. Lineage: Eukaryota; Viridiplantae; Streptophyta; Magnoliopsida; Malvales; Malvaceae. Bases 1 to 330 code for a protein of 109 amino acids. The transcript is spliced from 4 exons.
AUGAGGUGGUCGCAGCUGCGGCAGGACCGCCACAACCGUUGGAUUAGAAAUUAUCUCAGGUUUUUGGUGAAAGAAUCGCUGGAGAAGAAGUUCAAGAAGUUGAUAUUAUUUCUGCCAUUGAAUUUGAUAAAACUGGGGAUCAUCUUGCCACUGGUGACCGCGGGGGUCGUGUUGUUCUGUUCGAGAGGACAGACACAAAGGAUCAAGGUGUAUCAAGAAGGGAUCUGGAGAGAAUGGAUUAUCCAAUUAGUCAGCACCCUGAGUUUCGUUACAAGACAGAAUUCCAGAGCCAUGAGCCUGAGUUUGACUAUCUCAAGAGCUUGGAAAUAGAGG